This is a messenger RNA of Capra hircus (goat), 1601 nucleotides long. It is a transcript of the gene SRD5A2, whose product is annotated as steroid 5 alpha-reductase 2. Gene Ontology annotation, molecular function: 3-oxo-5-alpha-steroid 4-dehydrogenase activity. Lineage: Eukaryota; Metazoa; Chordata; Mammalia; Artiodactyla; Bovidae. Gene Ontology annotation, biological process: steroid biosynthetic process. The coding region runs from base 20 to 742 and encodes 240 amino acids. Gene Ontology annotation, cellular component: membrane. The record is from RefSeq and is a predicted model, not a curated record. The transcript is spliced from 6 exons.
CGGCAGGGAACACGGAGCAAUGUCUGUUCGCUGCCAGCAGAGUCCGGUGCUGGCAGGGAGCGCCACUUUGGCCGCUCUGGGGGCACUGGUCCUGUACCUCGCGGAGCCCUCCGGCUACGGGAAGUACUCGGAGAACCUGAUGCCGGUGGCUAUCCGUCUGCCCGCCCGCGCCGCCUGGUUCCUGCAGGAGCUGCCCUCCUUCGCGGUGCCCGCGGGGAUACUCGCAGGGCAGCCCAGCUCUCUUUUGGGUCCGCCUGCGACUGUGCUUCUGGGCCUCUUCUGCGCACAUUACUUCCACAGGACAUUUGUUUAUUCACUGCUCACUAGAGGGAGGCCGUUUCCAGUUGUAUUCCUUUUCAGAGGCUUUGUCUUCUGCAUGGGAAAUGGACUCCUCCAAGGCUACUAUCUGGUUUACUGUGCUGAAUACCCUGCUGAGUGGUACACAGACAUACGGUUUAGCCUGGGUGUCUUCUUAUUCAUUUUGGGAAUGGGAAUCAACAUUCACAGUGACUAUAUACUGCGCCAGCUCAGGAAGCCUGGAGAAAUCACCUAUAGGAUUCCACAAGGUGGCUUGUUCACGUACGUUUCUGGAGCCAAUUUCCUCGAUUCUACCUCAAGAUGUUUGAUGACUACCCCAAGUCUCGAAGAGCCCUCAUUCCAUUCAUCUUUUAAAGAAACCAGAGAACAAGGGAACAAAGCUCCCACAGUCCUGUUGAAAAGCAUCGAGCUGCUGAACCUGUAACUCUUAAAGUCGCACCAUGCGAUUCUUUACCAUUUGAGCCACCAGAGAAGCCCUGGAAACUGGUGGAAAUAGACAAAUAAUGAGUGUCAGACAAUGGAAAGUACUGAAUUAGAGUGUACGCUGUUUCCCCUGACCAGACGUGUACAGUGAUGGUGAAGCAUCUCAGAAGCAGCCAGCAUCUCUUCCCUUCUGGAGUUUCUGCACCACAGUCCCCAGGAUCUGUUCAAGAAGGAAUCCCCAAGAGGCGCCUUGAACCUCAGUCUUUAGAAGUCCUGGGAGACGAGGCUGGAAUUCACAACCAGAGGGACACCUCUAGGCAGACAACCUGCUUUGUUUGGCCCCAACAGUGUUUUAACAUAGUUUGGUUUUCUUUUUCUUUUUACAUUAAAAGUUUCAAAAAUUUAAAAAUUAGGAGGUUUUUUCAUUUUCCAGUUUCUUUUAGAACAUUGGAGAAUCUGGGCCUGUGGAGCCUGCCAAGAACUGGGACUGGUCAGCUGGUAGACAUCAGAAUUUGCAACCUCAGUGGAGGGGGGGUCACCCUCAAGUGGAUGCCAAAACUUUGGGCUCUCUAAGGAAGGGACUGAACCCUCCUAAUCAGAAUGCAUGAUGAUAUCUGUCUCUGUAGGUCUAGGUUUGUAUCCAGCAUUGGUAAUCUUGAGCAAAUCUCUUUGAGAAGUGAGCACCAGUUUCAUCAGAUGUAGUGCUAAGUGCAGAAAUUCACUAGAUAAAAUACAUAGGACACUCAAAAGAUCUGAAAAUGUAUAUGACUGAAAAAUAUAAAUUGUAAUCAUUUACAUACAUGUUUUGCUGUUUAAAUGACUCUCGAAUUAUGGAUAAGUAAUUUUUUAAAAUUAAAAGA